AUAAUUGACCGCCAAGGAGAUGCGCAUCAUGCAUAAUACAUGCUGACUGUUGGACGUUACAGUAAUUGGAGCCAUUGUACAACUUAGCGGUGCGACGGUUGUCACAGUUGCGAUUGUUAGUUUGAUUUCAGAUUUGAUUGGCGUUACAUGAAUUGGAUGCAAGAAUGUGGUGAUAGACAAGUGAAUUUUUGAAUGAUGUAGUAAUUAUUAUAAGUAACAUUUAGAAUGAUUUAUGCAGACCGCGAUUGAAAUAUCUACACGACAUAAUGAAAAUGUCUAAAAAGUAAAUCAUAUUUAUUCGAAUUACAUAGGGAUUAGCUUAAAGUAACAAUUCAUCAACUAGAAUACAAUAGGUAACCGCAAAGAGCAUACAAAUUAGGCAACAAAACCGCACCACUUUGCAACAACCACCUGCUAAUCGCUAUUUACAUAAUAAGGGCAGUUCACAAUUCUGCCCUCAGCGCCUUAAUUACGUCAGAUAACAAGCAGUGUAGCCCUCCUGUGUGGUGAUUAUCUCCAACAUCACCAACCAACACAUUACACUCACAAUCAGCUCGAAAUCCAGUAAUUAUCAAAGGAAAAGAAAGCAGUGUGACCAAGUCAUGAAUAUUGAUUGCACUUGAUUUUCUUGAGUAAACAGCCUUGCAAGAAGCAAAUCACGUACGCACAAUGACAAGUUGUAAUCGGUGGUAACACUAACCGUGAUCGUCGCGAGGGGCCAAUGUCGCGGUCCACACGCCCGGAAUAUCGAUCAUGCUGGAGAGAUGACACAUCCGGUGAUCACGGAAACUUUGGGAAACGCUCAUGAAGGUAUAUAAGCGGGGCGCCAACUAACCACAGCAUCAUUCGUCUUCAGACAGUCGAAGUAAACAGUUCAAUAUGCAGAGUUUUGUGUGUGUCCUCCUGCUCGCAGCUGUUGUGGCAGCUGAACCUCUCUCCAGGCAGAGGUACAGGUUCCAGAGGCAAGAACUCGAGUCCGGCUACGAUAGCGAAGCCACGACACAGAGAAAUGAAGAGGCUCCAUACGCUCCAGCUGGCUUUAGACCCUCGAAGGCUUUCAAUCUGCCAACACGCCAGGAAGCCUCACCUCCCUCUACUUCCUACGGCGUCCCUGACGACAGUUAUGGUGCUCCUUUAAACACAUAUGUCGCACCUCAAGUUGAGUACGGCGUCCCGGAAAAGAGUCCCGCUACUGAAUACGGAGUUCCAGAAACUGAUGAAGAUGAAGGAAGUGGUAAAGAGGAAGAAAAAGUGGAAGCCGAUAAAGAGAAUAUCAAAGAAGAGCCUAAGAGUGACGCUGAAGUAGUGAGCGCCCAGGGAGUGUACUACGUCCUGCUGCCUGGGUCUCAGCUGCAGAGAGUUCAGUUCCAGACUGAAAACGACGUGAGGAACAUGGCUUACACGGCCCGUCUUCAAUACAAGAACGAAGACCGAGCUCCGUUGUACGUUUACACAGCAGUGCCUCAAUACCAAUCGGCGGCGUACGUCCAAUUAUUCUAAUUUCGAACCAACCCUUUGAACCAGUGAUAACCACCCAAACGGAUGCAAUUUAGAUUUGUGAGGAUUAUCCAGCCCCGAUACCGCCAUACAGAAAUAACGUUUUUCAAACGAUUUUAUUGUUCUGUGUCGUUUUGUUGUAUGUUUAACAGAACCAUUCAGUGCGGAAUUAUGGCGCAAUUUCUUAUGUAAUUUAUUCAGGUCGAUGUAAAUAAAUAUUGUUGUUUUACAUACAUGA
Molecule: messenger RNA, 1735 nt
Organism: Trichoplusia ni (cabbage looper)
Lineage: Eukaryota; Metazoa; Arthropoda; Insecta; Lepidoptera; Noctuidae
Product: DNA-directed RNA polymerase subunit beta''-like
Exons: 1
Coding region: 880-1500 (206 amino acids)
Source: RefSeq, a predicted model, not a curated record